AAUAUCUCCACCUCAAGACGACCCGAAAAGGAAAUAUUCAUUAUUUAUUUUUAGAAAGAAAGUUUCUUGGAACACUUGGGGGGUGUCAUUCUAUAUUUCUAUUAUUGCUGUCCACCAGUUCUGGGCUGAGGUAGUCUCAAAAGCCUCAACCUUUGGUGUUGGAAAGCGAUUUGGGAAGUCUCUCUCUCUUGGGUUUAUAGAUUUGAUCAACUCAAGGUUGCGGAUGGAAUUGGACCAUUUAGUCGUUAGUUUCACCCAAUUAGCUACAGAUUGGAGAGUCAAAUUGAGUUUCAGUUCUUUUGCUCUCCUCUGAAACUGAACGUAUUGGAGUUGGAGAUUCUUAAUUAUUCCUGGUUUCCUAUGCCAGUCUGAGUUCAGCUUCUGUGAAUCCUACUUCAAUGAUGUUGGUUUUCUAAUAAAGGGUUUUCAGUGAGAAGAAUCAUAGCUUCUCGAUCAUGGAUAUUCCGUAUGAAACAACACCAAGCAAUGGUGAAGUAGCCAAUAAUGGCCUUCAGAUUAUUAGAUACUCUCCUUACCAGCAGUACCAGCACAAUAGUAAAUUAUCAUCAUCAUGGUUUGCUCUGAGAGUCUUCUAUGUUCGGAUCAGCAACUUUAAGGUGGAUGAAUGUACCCCCAAGUAUCUGACCCUCAACCAUAUUCCUCUAUGCCCGGAUACCCUUUUGGAAGUAAAUGGUGCGAGAACUAGCAUGUACUCUGAUGGUGUAUCUUCACAUCUUAGAAGGGAUCGGGUAGACAAGAAAUCCGAAGAAGUCACAUUUGUUAAUACAGACAGCAUAAGGUUCACAGGGAGUGUGAAAUUUGAGGUGUUUGAUAAAGAUGAUCUCAUUCUCUCCGGGGUGUUAGAUAUGUCUAAUAGCAAUGGUUUCGUUGGGGAAUCGAAGAACAAUACCAAGCGAUGGAGCAUGAAUUGUGAAUCGGAGAUCACUGCUGGCACUGGAUUUUUGAAGGGAAAACAACUCAAUGGCACUGAAUCUCCUGCACCGAGCAUUGAGGUUUACGUUGCUGGCUCUUUCUCUGGAACACCAAUCAUCUUAACUAAGACCCUGCAGAUUAGUUUCCGGAACAAGCACAACAGGAAGAGCACUUUGGAUGCAAUUCCAGAGUAUGAAGCAGCUGAACUACAGAAAGAUGAGUCCCCUGAACUUGAUAUGGAGGUGGCGGAUUAUAGAAACUACAAACCAGAAAAUGAGGAAGAGUAUGGCAUGUACUGGAGGAGGAAUGAAUACAUGGAUGGUGAAGAUGGUGAACUUUCAUGGUUCAAUGCUGGCGUGAGAGUUGGCGUUGGAAUCGGACUUGGCAUUUGUCUUGGAGUUGGUAUAGGGGUCGGUUUGCUGGUUCGUACAUAUCAAACAACCACUCGAACUUUCAAGAGGCGACUGGUGUGAUAUCUGUAAUCUGGACGUGUUUAUUCGUCUAACUACGACCUGGACUGAUGAUUUUGACAGAGUACUGUUUGUGUAGCUGACGGUUACAUGUUCUUUUUUCUGUAUUUUUUGCUCCCAUAAACUCUUGUUGCGAGGUUUGAUUAGAAGGCUUGACAGGUAAUCUAGUUGUGUAAUGGAAAGGGAUGACAGUCUUUUAUACUGAAUGAGUGUAUACAUGUUUGAAGAUUGUAUUCCAUUGUAAAUAGCA
Argentina anserina (silverweed cinquefoil) is the source of this 1653-nucleotide messenger RNA. RefSeq lists its product as uncharacterized. Gene Ontology annotation, molecular function: phosphoglycerate dehydrogenase activity. NCBI's taxonomy places the organism in Eukaryota, Viridiplantae, Streptophyta, Magnoliopsida, Rosales, Rosaceae. The record is from RefSeq and is a predicted model, not a curated record. The coding region runs from base 456 to 1406 and encodes 316 amino acids. The transcript has 4 exons.